AUGUGGACCUCGCAGGAGAAUUUUUCUUCAGUUUUACAAUCAGUAACAGAUGAUCUCCGUCGUCAAGUGUCGGAGAUCCAGACCCAGGCCCCUAGCUGGGUACCUAGGCUGGCUAUCGUCCAGGUAGGAAACCGGGAAGACUCCAACGUCUAUAUCCGCAUGAAGCUGCAAGCUGCCAAGAACAUCGGCAUCCAUGCUGAGCAUAUCCUACUGCCCAGUGACAUUACCGAGUUUGAGCUCCUGGACAAGAUCAAGUCACUGAACGAGUCCCCGGAGGUGCACGGCAUCAUUGUCCAGUUGCCUCUGGAUUCCGUGCAUACAAUCGACACCCAUAAGGUCACCGACGCCGUCUCACCAGACAAGGAUGUCGACGGACUGAACACCAUCAAUGAGGGUCGCGCAGCUGUGGGCGACUUGUCCGCAUUUAUCCCGUGCACACCAGCGGGCGUUUUGGAACUGAUUAAGCAAACCGGCGUGCCUAUCUCUGGAAAGAACGCAGUGGUGCUUGGUCGCAGUCGUAUUGUUGGCACUCCCGUUUCUGAACUCUUGAAGUGGGAGCAUGCUACAGUCACCAUCUGUCAUUCGAAGACCAAGAAUUUGAACGAAAUUACAAAAACAGCGGACAUUCUAGUGGUGGCCAUCGGACGUGCUGAGAUGGUCAAAGGGUCUUGGAUCAAGCCUGGUGCUGUUGUCAUUGAUUGCGGCAUUAACCCUAUCCCUGACGCGACAAAGCAAAGCGGCCAACGUCUGGUGGGCGACGUCGCCUUCCAGGAGGCACUGGAAGUCGCGUCUCAUGUGACGCCAGUGCCGGGCGGCGUGGGGCCUAUGACCGUGGCGAUGCUAAUGCGGAACACCGUAAUGGCUGUGCGCCGCCAGCUAGACCGUCUACUCGCGCCGGCCUGGCCGCUCAAACCGCUCAGGAUCCAUGUACUCUCUCCGCCACCCUGUGACAUAGUAAUAGCGCGUGGUCAAAGGCCGAAGGACAUUGCAGUGCUGGCAGAAGAGAUCGGUUUAUACUCGAGUGAAGUGGCACAGUACGGGAAGACAAAGGCGAAGAUCGCGCUCUCUGUGCUCGAUAGGUUGAAAGACAUGCGCUCUGGGAAAUACAUCGUGGUUGCUGGAAUAACUCCCACUCCGCUGGGUGAAGGCAAGAGCACGACACUAAUAGGCCUGGUGCAGGCAUUGUCGGCGCAUCGCGGACGUAACGCGUUCGCCGUGAUGCGUCAGCCCAGUCAGGGACCCACCUUCGGCGUCAAGGGCGGCGCCGCAGGUGGCGGGUACUCGCAGGUCAUUCCCAUGGAAGAUUUCAACCUGCAUCUUACUGGCGAUAUUCACGCCGUGUCAGCAGCCAACAAUUUACUGGCUGCUCAAAUGGACGCACGUAUCUUCCACGAGCUUACCCAAAAAGAUGGUCCAUUGUACGAUAGACUGGUGCCGAAGAUCAAAGGCGUCAGGAAGUUCUCACCUAUUCAAUUGAGGAGGCUUCAGAAACUUGGAAUUAACAAGACAGACCCUGAUUCGCUGACUACAGAAGAGAGACCCAAGUUUGCCAGAUUGAACAUUGAUACUAAUAAAAUUAUGUGGAACAGAGUGGUAGACCUCAACGACAGAUACCUUCGCAAGAUUACAAUAGGCCAAUCCCCAACCGAGAAAGGAUUUACGCGGCAGACGCAGUUCGACAUCUCCGUAGCCUCGGAGAUUAUGGCCAUCCUAGCGUUGGGAAAAGACGUUGAUGACAUCAAGGAACGACUGGCGAACAUGGUUGUGGCUCUGGAUACCAGCGGCAAUGCAGUUACUGCUGAUGAUUUGGGUGUAACAGGGGCCCUGAUGGUACUCUUAAAGGACGCUUUUGAGCCAACGCUAAUGCAGACGUUAGAAGGCACACCAGUGCUCGUUCACACCGGGCCUUUCGCCAAUAUCGCGCACGGUUGCUCAUCCAUUCUUGCUGAUAAAAUCGCUAUGAAGCUUGCUAAAGAGAAUGGAUAUGUUGCCACUGAAGCUGGCUUCGGUUCUGAUAUUGGUAUGGAGAAAUUCUUCGAUAUCAAAUGCCGGGCAAGUGGGGAUCAGCCCCACUGCGCGGUGAUAGUGGCAACUGUGCGGGCGCUGAAGAUGCACGGCGGCGGGCCGCCGGUGACGCCCGGCAUGCCACUCCAUGACGUCUAUGUACAAGAGAAUUUGGAGCUUUUGAGCAAGGGCCUGUGCAACCUGGGCAAACAUAUCAGCAAUGGGAACAAAUUCCACGUUCCUGUCGUCGUCGCUGUCAACAGACAUGAAAACGAUUCAGAAGCAGAGUUGAACUUAGUAAAAAAGUUUGCUGCGGAAAACGGAGCGUUCCGCGCCGUGAUCUGCGACCACUGGGCUAAAGGCGGCGUAGGCGCGCUGGACCUGGCGGACGCCGUCAUCGCGGCCUGCGAAACGCCCAGUCGCUUCGAUUUCCUCUACCCUCUGAACCUAUCCAUUGAAGACAAGAUACAGCUGAUCGCUAGAGAGAUGUAUGGGGCUGGAAAAGUCGAGUACACUGAUGAAGUUUUGCAAACAAUCAAGGACUUCACCAAGAAGGGCUACGAUAAGUUCCCGAUCUGUAUGGCCAAGACUUCCAACUCUCUAACAGGAGAUCCGUCCGUCAAAGGUGCUCCGACUGGCUUUACUCUCCACAUCAGCGGCAUAUUCGUUUCCGUGGGGGCAGGCUUCGUCGUCCCAAUGGUAGGAGAGAUCUCCAAGAUGCCUGGCCUUCCAACCCGACCCAGUAUCUACGACAUUGACUUGAACACCAAGACUGGUGAAAUUGAUGGACUGUUCUAAUUCUAAAUGUUAUGUUACAAUUUUUGUUAUUUUGAAUUUUUAAUCCUGUGUAAUGAAUUAAAUUUUUUAUA
Molecule: messenger RNA, 2873 nt
Organism: Hyposmocoma kahamanoa
Lineage: Eukaryota; Metazoa; Arthropoda; Insecta; Lepidoptera; Cosmopterigidae
Gene: pug
Product: C-1-tetrahydrofolate synthase, cytoplasmic
Exons: 15
Coding region: 1-2802 (933 amino acids)
Biological process (GO): tetrahydrofolate interconversion
Cellular component (GO): cytosol
Molecular function (GO): methenyltetrahydrofolate cyclohydrolase activity; methylenetetrahydrofolate dehydrogenase (NADP+) activity; formate-tetrahydrofolate ligase activity
Source: RefSeq, a predicted model, not a curated record